Molecule: messenger RNA, 5182 nt
Organism: Toxorhynchites rutilus septentrionalis
Lineage: Eukaryota; Metazoa; Arthropoda; Insecta; Diptera; Culicidae
Gene: nahoda
Exons: 13
Coding region: 598-4200 (1200 amino acids)
Source: RefSeq, a predicted model, not a curated record
GAUGGAAGUAGAUUCAGUUGAGUUUGAGAUCUUGCUGUGGUUUGAACCUCCGCAUCUCCGUUGUGUUGUGGCUACGUUUUGGAUGUUUUUGUUUGUCUUUUACUCUCCUGUGGUAGCAAGCAAGCUUGAUCACUUGAUCGUAGGCUUUCGAGGUCUUGUGUGAGGUGUGUGUAAGGUGCGCGCGGGGCUGCUGUCUCCCACCCCCAACCCAAGUGUACCAGCUUUCGGUACAGAUUCCUGACUCAUCCAUAACCGACGUUUGGGACGGUAAUCGAUCGCUUCGGCUGCUGUUUGGGUUGCUGCAUAUGCACAGCAAAGUGUUGUGAAACUGUGAACGCCUAAUUGGUGUGACAGUGAGGUUCUGAUAUUAUAUUAACAAAAUAGUGAGAAAAGUUUGAAACCGAAGUGUCAACAGAAAGUGGUGUGAAAAUUUGACAAGUCGGAAAGUGUGGCAAACCUGACGCAACUGGUUUUCGUUAGGCAAUCGGCAAUAAUCUUCGGUCGAUCGCGAGUAGUUUCGGUUUUUUUCUCUCUUUCUUUAAUUUGGGAGCUAAUUUUGUGCGCAGCAGUGUUUAGCCAAAUGUGCCAGACGUAAUCAUGAUAAAAGCGAAGCUGUCAUUAUGUGCUGCGAUCGCAGCCGCACUACUGCUGGUGGUGGCCAAUCUUGGUCCACCGGGGGCCGAGGCCCAUGUUGCGCUAACGUUCCCACCGGCUCGGAUGUACGAUCUUGACUUCUUGGAUAAUUCCCGAACCAAAGCGCCCUGUGGAAUGCCGAAGGGUUCAUUGAAGACGUCAUUCCUGGCCGGAAGUACCUUCAACGUUUCGUGGCAUCUGGCGUAUCCGCAUCGGGGAGGGUUCCGUCUUGAAGUACUUGACCAGAAGGAGAAACCUAUCCUGAAUCUGACACCAAGUAUGAAAGGGAAGCAAUUCUUGCGGGAUGAUGCCACCGCCCAACAGUACCAGGUUUCGCUCCCGAAGGAUUUCACUUGUCCGGACUGCUCGAUCCGGUUGACCCGUCAGGCGGACGAAUGGGGCGGUAACUAUCUGUUCUGGUCCUGUGCCGAUGUGGACAUUGUCCAGCGGAAGGAGUUCCGCGAAACUUGCUCCGGUCAUGGCAAAUUCAUCGCUCGCUGCAAGUGCGAGAAAAAGUAUUACGGCAACCGGUGCGAGUUUUGGGAUGAGUGUGUUACCAACCAGGACUGUGGUCUGCAGGGAACAUGUGUGGAUCUAGGAGGAACAUCCCUUCCUCGGAAACAAUGCUACUGCCGGUUGGGAUGGUACGGACCGGGAUGUAACAAAAAAUCGCCAAUUAAAUCGACCGAUAUCGAUUACUCAUUGUACAAAAUGAAAAAUCUCUCACCCGAUCUCAACGUUUACUGGCGAGUGCUGAAGGAGCAGGCCGAGAUAGAGAUGGUGCUCAAGGUGAACGGAACAUCGUGGGUGGGUUUGGGAUGGCGACCCCGUCAGUUGACCGCCGAAUGUAAGAACUUCCCCCUAAUUGGAAGCGCGGCUGCAGCACCGAGCGCUGCCCCGGAACCAGGGGCAGAGCCUGAACCUGCGAGUGAACCAGAACCUGAGGGAACGGCAGAGCCAGCCUCUGAACCGGCAGCUCAUCCGAAACCCGAACCGGAAAGCUCCUCAGAACCGGAGCCGGAGCCGAAAUCACCUAAAGCCGAACCAGAACCGGAACCGGAGGUUUCGUCCGAACCGGAACCGGAAAGUGUCUCUGAACCCGAACCCACUGCUGAAGGCAAGGCUGAACCGAGUGCAGAACCAAACGCCGAGCCACAGUCCAAAAAGACGAAGCGUGACACUCAUGAUUCCCAUCCGCCAGCGAGUGAACCCGAACCGGAACAUUCUCCCAAAUCCGAACCAGAACCAAAAUCGGAGCCCGCUUCCGAACCGGAACCGAAAGCAGAAACGACCGCCAAACCUAAGCCGGCCGCCGCGAAGAAGGCAAACCCCUGGACUCCUCGGCAUGACUUUAAUCCGAUGGACUGCACGGAUAUCGUUAUCGGAACGGCUCGCGGAGAAAACCACCGAGUGUGGGAUUACUACACCCGAGACCGAUCGACUCCCCGGAUGGACACCUUCUGGGGUGGAAAGUCCGAUCUAACCGCAGCCGGUGGAUUCGAGGUGGACGGUGUGACGACCAUUGUUUUCCGCAAGAAACUUCAGGCCAGCGAACCAACGGAUCACUCGAUCGUCGAUGACCUGAUGCACGUUAUUUGGGCGAGGGGUCAGGAGCCGGGUGCGUACGUGCAUUCGCCACCAUCGGGGCUGGAGAAGGAGACGGUUAGCGUGCAGGAGUUCUACAUGCGGGAUGAGCUGAAGUACCACGGCCACCGAUCGCAGCGGGGGGUAACGCAGAUCAACUUUUUGGAGGGUAAAAAAUCGGAGCCAAUCCAAAUCGAGAACAACGCCACAACGCUGUUGGCAACGGAAAGCGAUGUUGCUGUACCAACUGGACCGCAGGGACACGAGCUGGACAACGAUUGUCAUGGGUUCUGGAAAUUCCCCAGGGAUUGUGACCUCGAGAAAGCCAACUGCGAAUAUUACGCCAGCUGGUCUGUAGUCGGGAAGGGUGAUUCGAUCCAUUUCCACGUCGCAACCAACAACACCCAGUUCUGGACGGGAAUUGGUUUCAGCAACGAUCAGAAAAUGUCCCAAACGGAUGCCAUUAUCGGGUGGGUGGACAAAACCGGUCGGCCGUUCCUGAUGGACACAUGGAUCAAUGGAUACUCGGCACCGAAGCUGGAUGAUCGCCAGGAUCUGUACAACGCCUCCGGUAGAAUCCACAACGGAAUGACGAGUCUGGACUUUAGCCGAAAACGUGUGACGAACGACGAGAAUGAUUUGUCGUUCACGGAGGACCACUGUCUGUAUCUGAUGUUCCCUCUGGCCGGUGGAAUGUUCAACGGUGUUAAUAAGAAGAUUCGGAAGCACGAAACAACUCCGGUUGUGACGGAUACCCGAGUAUGCAUCAAAUCGUGUCCGCAUCUGUUUGAGUAUCUGUUCAACCCUUCGUCCACCCCUGCGCCGGAUCGUAUGGCUUACAGUGCCUCAAUCAAGCUGACCAAUUUGGCUACCGGGUUUGUGAUACCCGAAUCCGGUACACCAGAGUUCACCGAUCUGUCCAAGUCGAUCACUGACAGCUUCAAUGGAAUGCUGAAGAGCGUAGGUGGCUUCCACAAGACCGAUGUGGUGGAUUUUGCAAAAGAUCCAAAUGGAGUGGUGGUUAGAAUGAACAUUCUCCUCAACAAAGACGGCAUCGAAAGCCAACUAAUGGAGGAUCCAGCGAAGCUGGAGCAAACGAUCCAACAUCUGAUACAGAACAAUUUGGUCUCCGGGAAGGUCGGUGUGCUUUCAGUGGAUCCGGAAUAUUUAGAUUUCAAGGCAUUAGAAUACACACAACCAACCGAUGGUGGGCCCUCAUUCUUCGAGAAAGCUGGUACCAGAUUGUACACCAUUCUGGGAUGCAUAGCCGCUCUGGUCUUCAUUGCAAUCAUUCAGGCCAGCUGUACAAUCUACAAAACGAGGAGAACAAAGCGGCUUAGGGAUCAACUGAUUCCGAAUUCCGCCUGGAAGGAUUACUCCGCAAACACCAACUAUGCGUUUGACAAUUACGAAAGUGACACCAAGAGCAGUGGUAAGCACCGAGGGGACCGAGGCAACUAUAGUAACGGCAGCAGCCAGCAGACGACACUGCAGAUGUCGCACUCUCCGAACAAGUCUCAGUACUACGAGAUUGACCGGACCGAUGGAAUGCACCGUGGUGGUGAUCACAGGAAUGGCGCGAUGCAUCCACGCUCGACUUACGACACGCGUGCAGGCGAUCGGCCAUCUUACGCUGACCGAGCUUACUCGCUUCCCCGGCCGAUGCAUCAGCAGCAACAGCAGCAGCAACAACAUCACCAGCAUCAGCAGCAGAUGCAUAUGCAGCGACCCGGCUCCGAGUACUACACUCAGGACCGGCGUACGAAGCGUUCCGGCAACAACCCCUCGGGCAAUGGAGCAGCAGCCCACUACGCGGCCAGUUCGGUCACCAACGGCAAUGGAAUGCACUACCAGCAGGCUAGCCAACCAUCCCAGAGUGGCCAGAUGUCGGAUUCGGCCGAUCUGUACUUUACGCCCACCCAGAGGAAAUAUUCCGGCGAGGUGGUGAGGGUUUUCGUCGACUACAACAAGGAUAAGAAGUGAGCGGGACCAAAUUAUCGCGGCAAGUCAAUUCCCCCUUCCGAUGCGUGUGUAUAGCGAACGGAAACGAGAUAACACGAAACGUGAGAAACGAAUGCCGCUAAUUUUCGUCAAUUUUCCCUAAAAAUAAAAGCAUCUUACCAACAGUUUUUAAUCAGUGCUCAUUACCAUAUGUGUGUUUUAUUAUGUUUGUUUCGUUUGUUAAUUUGCCCUCAUAUAAGUGAUUUCAUAUCUUUACAUAACUGUUCAAGCGUCAGGGAACUGAAGUGAAACAAAAUACAAGCAACGAGCGAACAGAUAGGCAUCUAAGUCGUAGUCAAUGUAAACAGAUGGAAAAUCAAUAAGGCAUAUUUUCACCCCUCAAAAGGACAGUAUAACGAAAUAAUUCGAGUUAUGUUUAAAUGUUUUAAUUGAGUCAGCCAUUGACAUCCAAUCGGGUAGAGAAUGCAAGUGCGAAGUCGUUAUUUUCGGUUGAGAUGAAACGUUUGCAAGCUAUUGCAAAUCGAACCAUGUUUAGAAAAAGUUUAACUUUAUAAUGUUUUUAAGUUUUUUUUUAAAUGUUAUUUAGACGGAAAGGUAGAGUUCGUGCCAGCCCCCAGCUGGUUCGAUGUGAGAUUCAUAGCAAAACCUGCAGAAACUCCAAAUCGCUAGACAUUAGCCACCCUCUAGUUUGUAUACUACAUAAACGCAUCUGGUAAGAAUACUCCUCAUCGUUUUAGAUAAAAUGUUUUAAAUACCCACUAAAAGACGUGGCGAACGUGUAAAUAGCAAACAAAUUGUAUAGGCCACAUCCAAUUUUAAUUACCGAACACCUAUUGAAGUCUAAACCAUACAUCUCUUUCUGUACAGAUAAUAUAAACAUAUAAUAUAAACGGUUCUAUUUUAUAUCGUUCUUAAUUCUAUAGCUGUAAGCGUUUGUAAAAUAUCGAUAACCAUAAUAACUGUGAAAUAGAUGAAUACAAAUAAACGUUAGUUUUCGAUUGGA